AUGUCUCAAUUAUUCGCUGGAAAAGCCCUUAUCAACCAAAAAGGGGAGGAAAUCAAUGCGGAAGAAGCCCUAAAGGAUAAGAAAAUCGUCGGACUCUAUUUCUCAGCCAUGUGGUGUGGUUCUUGCCGUCAAUUUACUCCAAAACUCAAAAGAUUCUAUGAGGCACUGAAAGCGGCUGGGAAGGAUAUUGAAAUUGUGUUGGUCUCGAGAGAUAGGGAGAAGGAGGACUUGUUGGAGUAUUUGGAGCAUGGAGGAGAAUGGGUUGCCAUUCCAUUUGGGGAUGAGAGAAUCCAAGAGUUCCUCAAGAAGUACGAGGUCCCAACCAUCCCAGCAUUCAAAUUGAUCAAUUCUGCCGGAGAAUUGCUCCAUGAUGCUCGUGCCGACGUCACUGAACGUGGAAAGGACGAUGCUGUUGCUCUUUUCGAGGAAUGGGUCCAAAAGUUCCCAGCUAAUUAG
This is a messenger RNA of Caenorhabditis briggsae, 456 nucleotides long. Gene Ontology annotation, biological process: photoreceptor cell maintenance; sensory perception. The record is from RefSeq and is a predicted model, not a curated record. The transcript is spliced from 2 exons. Lineage: Eukaryota; Metazoa; Nematoda; Chromadorea; Rhabditida; Rhabditidae. The coding region runs from base 1 to 456 and encodes 151 amino acids.